Molecule: messenger RNA, 182 nt
Organism: Dentiscutata erythropus
Lineage: Eukaryota; Fungi; Glomeromycota; Glomeromycetes; Diversisporales; Gigasporaceae
Source: the annotation of a GenBank genome assembly
AAGAAGCAGCCAAAGGGCUAGAAUUCCAAGAUAGUAGUGAUAAAGAGUAUGAAGAUACUGGCUAUGGCUACUAUAACCCCAACUUGGCUCUAACUAUUGUUGAUGAAAUAUCAAUGAAGAUGAAAAAAUCUUUUCUGAAUUUACUGCUAACUUUAAAAAUCCAGAGUAGUCUCAAGAGUUGA